Molecule: messenger RNA, 2456 nt
Organism: Bradysia coprophila
Lineage: Eukaryota; Metazoa; Arthropoda; Insecta; Diptera; Sciaridae
Product: sialin
Biological process (GO): transmembrane transport; monoatomic anion transport
Cellular component (GO): membrane
Molecular function (GO): transmembrane transporter activity
Source: RefSeq, a predicted model, not a curated record
AAAUUCCCAGGUAUGCCUCAUGCCGUGCUUACAGUAGUUUUAUAUCUCCAACUAAAAUUGUAUGUGGAAAGGUUAUACAUUUGUGUAAAAUUAUAAAAUUGUUCUGCUGUUGUUGGCUGAUUGAAAAAUUUGAAGUUUCAAUUCAAUUUUGUAUGUUGUUCGCGCGGGAUCAACUCUCUCAGUGUAAGCAGCACAUUUUUUUUUCUUGGUAAAUUUUUGUUUUGGAGUGAAAAAAAAAGUUUUUUUUUUUUUUAAAUUAAAUAAAACGACAAAUUUGAAUCAAAUACGUAAAAAUUUCCAUGCAAACCACCACAGUCUGAAAUUGGUGUCGCUAUCGAGAAGAUCCAUCCGCAAACCGCAUAUUCAUAAUUUUUUUGCGAUUUUUUUGUUGUUGUCUUUUUUUACGUUUUGUUUUGUAAAUUUCUACUUUUUUGGUGUGUUAACAGAAAAAAAAGUGUGAAUUACUUUGUAUGUGAAACAAUGUUACCAAAUAUUUUAGAUUAACGAAGGAAAAAAAAAACCAGUCAAUUCAGAAACUGGAUAAUUUAAAUUUAUUAUUCUCCGUAUUUUCGUUGAUUAUAAUGCGAUUUGUUCAGUGUUAAGCAAAAGGAGUAAAAAAAAAACGAAGUUCAACCUCUCGUCGAGUGAUAAAUAUAAAUAAUUUUUGUGAUUUUCGUUUAAAUAAUUUAAGGAAAUAAAAAUGGUUUUACUAACGGUACCGAAGCAGAUACUGAGUGUCAAUGAAAAAAUUCCCACUCGCUUCAAUGUCGGAGUCAUGAUAUUUAUGGCCUGUUUCAUAUCGUAUAUGUUAAGAGUGAACAUAUCCAUCAAUAUUUUGGCUAUGGUCGAGCCGACAAAUUUACAUGAAAACAAAACUUUAGCUGCACUUCCAGAUUACGGUCCACGAUUCAAUUGGACAUCGACGGAACAAAGUUAUUUGUUGGGCGCAUUUUUCUGGGGCUACCUUGUGACAACAUUACCCGGUGGUACAUUAUCCGAAUGGCUUGGCGGUAAAAAUGUCACCACAUAUUCGAUGGCACUGAGUGCAAUUCUCACUGCCAUUGUACCAAUGUUGGCUAGCUUCUCUGUGUGGCUAAUUUUUAUCGUUCGACUACUGACUGGAGUGGCUGGGGGAGUUCUCUAUCCAGCGAUGCACAAUCUGAUUUCAAAAUGGGCCCCACCAAACGAGAAAGGUAAAUUUGUAGCCACAUUGCUCGGCGGAACGUUCGGAACGGUGAUAACAUGGCCGAUGGCCGGAUAUCUGACUGAAACGUUUGGAUGGAUUUAUGCAUUUUACGUUCCGGCAGCUAUAACAGCAGUCGUAACACUAGUUUGGUAUGCAUUGGUAUCGGAUAGUCCAAGCGAUCAUCCCAGAAUCAGAAAGGAAGAAAAGGAGUACAUCCAAGCAGCAAUGGGAGAUAGUAUUUCCAAUAAGAAGUCUCUUCCACCAUUCUUAAGUCUAGUCACAUCGUUACCAUUUCUUGCUUUAAACGCUCUACAUUACGGUAAUAUGUGGGGAAUGUUCUUUUUGCUUACAGCGGCCCCGAAAUUCAUGAGCGAGGUUCUCGGAUUUAAAUUGUCACAUGCUGGCAUUCUGGCCAGUUUGCCGUACUUGGCUCGAUUUAUUUCUGGAUUUGUUUUUGGUUCCAUUGGUGAUUCGGCUAGGAAAAAUGGAUGGAUGAGUGUGACAGCGAUUCGGAAAUUCUUUUGCAUAUUCUCUCACAUAAUACCGGGACUGUUACUCAUUGGACUGACCUACGUUGGUAGUAAUCCGUACGUAUGCGUUGGAAUGAUCACACUUUCACUCGGUUUCAACGGAGCGUCAACGGUGACCAAUCUACAAAAUGCACAGGAUCUUGCACCGAAUUAUGCCGGUACAAUUUACGGAAUCAUCAAUUUUUGUGGUACAACAACAGGUUUCAUAACGCCAUUAGUUGUGGGCUACUUUACACAAGAUCGGAACACCAUCGAUGAGUGGAGCAUAAUCUUUACGAUCGGCGCAGUUGUGUACAUUAUACCAGCGUUGAUUUUCAUAUUUUUCGGAAGCGGUAAAAUUCAGCCAUGGAAUGAUCAUCCACGGAAAACGGUCAAUGAAACUGCAGAAGUGAUCGCACCGAAAGCAGAUUAAACGUGAUUUCGUGCUAUAAUCUCUUAAUUUUAUGAAGAGUAAAUUUUCGUGGCAUUCUUUUUAGCAUUUAAGUCAAUUCUAUUGUCGUUAGACUACACAUUUUUACGUAAUUGCUAAUUUUGUGCAUCAAAACCUUUUAUCAAUCUACCUUCUCUAUGUUUUAAUUAAAAGCAGACGUACAAUUUACGGAACGCGUAUGCACACAAUUAUAGAACGACUUCUAUCCAAAAGUGAUAAAACAAAUUUUAAUUUUAUUUUGUUAAGUUAACUAAUUAAGCUGAAACACAAAUGUAUUAUACAAACAAAUAAAUGAAUUCUUUAUCCAUUA